CACAGUUAAAAGUGGAGGUAGGUGUUACGGAUAAGAGCUUUAAUACAGUUCUGGGGUUGUACUUUACAGAUAUGAAGCAGAGCAAGACACCAUCCACUUCAGAAUCCUAUGCAAGAAAGGUUCCUCACAAGUGAAGAUCAGAAAGCUGUAAUAUAUGGAGAAUGCAAGCAGAGAUAGCAAAUUAUGACAAAUCCUUGGUGAGCUGAAAGUGAAACAAUGCAGAAAAAAGUAAAAUGAAAAUGAGUCUCUUAAUAAAGGGAGAGAGCAGCAGUAUUCAGCAUUUGUCAAAAUGUUUUCAAAAAUUGCAGGAUUUUCUAGGAAAUCAGCUAUAAAUUAGGAAUGCCAAACAUUUUCCAGUCAUAUGGUCUUUAUUAAACAUCCAUGUAUGCCAAUUGUUAUGAAUGUAUUUAUAAGUAUUUAUAAAAUUCUACAUAUCUCAAAAAUGAAGAUGGGCAGAUAAAUUUAAAAGUCUACAAAAGCACUCAUAAAAAAAAGAACUUCUGUUACUUCAGAAUUGUGAAGAAUGGAAUCAAAUGAAAACUGGGAUCGCAUGUCACCAAAUACAAGUAUCUAUGAAAUUGUAGUAAAGAACAUCACAAAUUCGAGUUCUCAGUUUUCAGGUGUUCAAAUGAUCCAGACGUUUAAGCCACUCAUCAUACCGUUCUACACACUAGUUGUGUUAAUUGGAAUAUUUGGGAAUUACCUCCUCAUCUAUGUGAUCUGCAAGACCAAGAAAAUGCACAAUGUGACCAACUUCUUUAUAGGCAACCUUGCAUUCUCAGACAUGCUGAUGUGUGCUACGUGCGUUCCAUUUACACUUGCCUAUGCCUUUAACCCCAGAGGAUGGAUCUUUGGGAAGUUUAUGUGCUACUUUGUAUUUCUUAUGCAACCAGUGACUGUCUACGUAUCAGUCUUCACACUCACUGCCAUUGCAGUUGACAGAUAUUAUGCUACAGUGCAUCCACUGAAGAAACGAAUAUCCAUCACAUCCUGUGUGUACCUCCUGGCAGGAAUAUGGCUGCUGUCAUGUGCUCUAGUUGCACCUGCUAUAGCACACACAUACCAUGUCGAGUUUCAGGAGGAAGGCUUUACGAUCUGUGAGGAAUUCUGGAUGGGAAAAGAAAAGGAGCGUCUUGCUUACGCAUAUAGUACACUUAUCAUCACUUAUAUUUUUCCUCUUUCUGCAGUUUCUGUCUCAUACUUCUGUAUAACAGUGAAAUUGAAAAAUCGUGUAGUCCCUGGCCAUACAACGCAAAACCAAGCAGAAAUAGACAGGGCCAGGAAAAGGAAGCUCUUUCGUCUUAUAGUGCUUGUAGUAGCAGCAUUUGGCAUAUGCUGGCUGCCCAUACAUGUCUUCAAUAUAAUACGGGACAUUAAUAUUUAUUUAAUCAAUAAACAUUAUUUUCUUUUGAUUCAGUUGCUUUGCCACUGGUUUGCUAUGAGCUCCUCCUGUUGCAAUCCUUUCUUGUAUGCAUGGUUACAUGACCGCUUUCGCAGCGAACUCAAGAAAAUGUUUUCAUUCAGGCAGAAAAUUAUCCCAGCCAAUAACUGUGUAGCUGUGAGUGUCAUGUUGUGAAGGAUUCAAGGGAAUUACCUGCAUGAAAACUACUGUGGUUCACAAAACAUAUAUAUAUAUAUAUAUAUAUAUAUAUAUAUAUAUAUAUUGAAUCAGACGAGAGCUACUUCACCGAAGAAUGUCCGGACAAGAGUGAAGUUUUAAAAUCGUUUGGCUCCUCUUCAUUCCUUCAGAGCCAUUUAGACAAGUUUACAUAGCUAGGACUGGAAUGUUAACAAUGACAAACUAAAAUGAAACAAGUCAGUAAAAACAAGCACAAUUAAAGGGGCUUCUAACCCA
Molecule: messenger RNA, 1855 nt
Organism: Protopterus annectens (West African lungfish)
Lineage: Eukaryota; Metazoa; Chordata; Ceratodontiformes; Protopteridae
Product: prolactin-releasing peptide receptor-like
Exons: 3
Coding region: 524-1576 (350 amino acids)
Biological process (GO): G protein-coupled receptor signaling pathway
Cellular component (GO): neuron projection; plasma membrane
Molecular function (GO): neuropeptide Y receptor activity; neuropeptide binding
Source: RefSeq, a predicted model, not a curated record